Colletotrichum orchidophilum is the source of this 813-nucleotide messenger RNA. RefSeq lists its product as uncharacterized. Bases 1 to 813 code for a protein of 270 amino acids. The record is from RefSeq and is a predicted model, not a curated record. The transcript is spliced from 2 exons. NCBI's taxonomy places the organism in Eukaryota, Fungi, Ascomycota, Sordariomycetes, Glomerellales, Glomerellaceae.
AUGUGGCACAAAGCCAUAUUCGUCAUCACGGCGGUAACGUUGAUGCUCCUGACGAGUGUCAAUGUUGUCGCCGCUACGGGUGCCAUCGCGGACUUCAACACCAUCGACGUUUCCACCGAAGCUACCUUCACCGACGUACUCUCCAAGCGCGACCUUUCUAUCGGACCUCACCUUGCCCCCAUGGACUUCCCUCACGACAACCCCUUGAACAUCACCGAAGAGGAGGCCCUCAAGUACGAACACAAGGUCAUCCCCGUCGACAAGGAGAUCUGGGACCACCUCGUCAAGACCAACGGCCUCGAUCGCGAGCGCCAGCUCAUCGAGGAGAACACUGAGGAGUACAACGAAUCCCUCUCCAUCAUCAACAAGCGAGUCCCUUGCGGCAGAAACAAUGAUCUCGAGAAGAACCCGCCUGACCCACAGAAUUGGUGUACUCCCAGCCCAGUCUUUGGCGACUGCCAGCUUGGUCUAUGGUGCCAAGCCGACCAGCCGGGCUUCAGAAACGUGCCUAGCCGCGGCUGGGUCUUCAAUAACGCCUGCGACCUCAUCGGAGAGAACGUGCCUUUCCAUUGGGCCGACUGGCAGGAGAUUUGCGGCGCCCUCCCCUACGUCACUCUCUUCUUCGCCCACAGGGACCGCUGGCCUCACAUGGCGUACGCUGGCAAAUACUACAGCAGCUACACCCCUGGAUGGGAGAUCUACUAUCCCGGCAUUCCGGAGGGUGGAGAAUACCCGGCUAGCUACUACUACCGUCGCACCUUUGACUGCUCGAUGAAGAAGAAGGAUGAACGUCAGAUCGGUACAGAUAUCUGA